UGUAAUCAAUUAUUUAACACUGGUGGAUUUUAUUUAUUUGUUUUACUGACACAUCAGUAUACUGAAUAUCUCAAGGACUCGCGUUCAAUACAAAGGUGAAUGAUUCAUUGUGCUAGUGUUCCCACUUCAUUACAAUCAAUACAAAGGUGAAUAAUUAUUGAUUGUGCUAGUGUUCACCAUCCAUUACGAUCAAUACAAAGGUGAAUUAUUCAUUGUGCUAGUGUUCACCAUUCAUUGUGAUCAGCGAGUUGCUACGAGACACAACAUAGCCUCAACAGUUACUGUACAUUCAAACCGAAUUUUGAAAAAUAACAAAAGAUAUUUUGUGUUUUAACUGCUAGCAAAACGACCGAAACGAAAGAGAUGGGUUUGUCAGUCAUAAAUUGCGAGGUUAAAUUUUGUGACAGUGUCCAUGGUACUUUACUUAAUAAUGGUCAAGUCAAGUCUCGCAAUACGGUUUCCAGAUCAUAUCCAGACUAUAAGGACAUUGAUAAUGGUCAGACGACAUCACAGUCGAGUUCGACGUCAUCAAACGAGUCAGACGUCCCUUUAAUAAAAGAAGAAAAAGAAGAAAACGUCGUGAUAAACCAGAAUGUUGAAAAUAAAGACAAAGAAGACGGCCUCCUGUGGAGAAACCUGAUCAUUAUUUUUGGUGUGCUGAAUCUGUUGUGGAUUUCGGCCAUAGUCGUUUUCUACUUCAAAAUCAUUCCACCGACAGACAUCCGAACGCGUCACGUGUUCACGGAAGUUCACGACGACGGCGACUUCUGCGUCCCGUGCGAUGCUGUGUAUCUCACUGAGGACGACGUCCACGACAACAUUAACCACUUUGAGAAACGCGACGACGACUGCUGUGUUGGCAAGAAGUCUACACUGACUAACAUCGUAACCAAGUUUGCAGAUAAACAGUAUCGUCAACUGAGAGCAAGAGAUUUUGAUAGCGGACGGCCAGAUGAGACACACAUCGAGUUGAAUGAUCGAUCAGCUGAACUGAGGCAGCUCGACGUGGAUCAGUCUGAACUGAGGCAGCUCGACGUGGAUCAGUCCGGCGGAAUUAAGCUCAGAUGGAAGAGGGCAUUGUCGUCCAUUGGACGGAACAUAACCUACGUCCAUGAUGCCGGCCUGCAGGUGAAUGUUGCUGGGUUGUAUCACAUCUACUCACGGCUGGUGUUUGUGGAUGACGGGAAGGACACAGCUGGCAGAAAUGUCUCUUACUUCAUCUGGCUGCGCAGACCGGGCAAGGAAGACGAGAAACUAUUGGACAGCGUUUCCUCUGAGUGUGAAAUGACGUCAUCAGCUAAUGGCGUCAUUCCCAGCUUCCAAAGCGGAACGUUUGUGCUGGAAGCAGGUGAUAUUGUCGAGAUGCGCGUGGAUAAUAUGACGCAUGUUCAUAAGUCUGGUAGUAACAGUCUUCAUUAUUUUGGACUUUAUUAUAUAUAAUUAUAUGCAUAUCCCAUGCAAGUGCUGUUCCUCAACGUGGUGCAUGGGUGAUAACAUAUCGUCAAAUUGUUUACAGGCGAAUGGCAAAUACAGCACACUAAUUUAGUUAAUAUACAAACCUGUAACACAUUCGGAUAAAGAUACAAAUGAGUGAAACAUGAGUUUGUGACUUUGAAACAGUGAAAUACCCUCUAAAAAUAGACUAAAACUUGACUCCAUAAGGUUCUA
Gigantopelta aegis is the source of this 1668-nucleotide messenger RNA. RefSeq lists its product as uncharacterized. Gene Ontology annotation, molecular function: tumor necrosis factor receptor binding. The record is from RefSeq and is a predicted model, not a curated record. Gene Ontology annotation, biological process: immune response. The transcript is spliced from 4 exons. Lineage: Eukaryota; Metazoa; Mollusca; Gastropoda; Neomphalida; Peltospiridae. The coding region runs from base 364 to 1440 and encodes 358 amino acids. Gene Ontology annotation, cellular component: membrane.